AUGCACGGAUGGGUCCUCGUUGACGUAUUCGGGGGCAGUGGACAUUCCUGGCCAAGUGUGGCCAGCCAAUGGGAUGCAGCUGAGACUCCCACUGUGGUCAGCAAAGCACGGACGCUGCUGAGGGAGGAGGAACACGUGUUGGGUCUUCCCAGUGAAAGAUCCACUGUCCAAAGUGGGCGAAAAUAUAGGCGGGCUGAUCACACCUACCACAGAGUGGACCACCCGGAGCCAGGAAUUAUCCGGCUGGCGAAGGGUGGGUACCCAGUCUGGGAGGAUUUCAUCUCCAAAACUACAAAGCUGCAGUCACACCUCAGGACGACCAUUGUCAUAGCUGGCGCCUUCCUGGAUGCUUUUCAGAAAGUAGCAGACCUGGCCACAAACACACGAGACUUGCUGCAGAUUAUUGAUCACACUUUAGGAAGGCUUUCUUUGAUGGAGAUUUAUCAUUGCAUGUCGGAUACCAGAGAACGGCAGGUUGAAGUGUUGGAUGGACCAGAUGAGAAUGGAGAGAUGUUCACCCGCCCUGGCAAACUCUCUGAUUACUUCCCGCGACCAUACCCCAAUUCAGAGGCAGCAAGAGCAGCGAAUAAUGGAGCACUUCCUCCUGAUCUCAGUUACAUUGCAAAUGCCAGACAUGGCGGUGAGGAUUACAUCUUCACCCUGCUCACUGGUUACUGGGACCCUCCUGCCGGCAUCAGUCUCCGAGAAGGCCUGUACUAACCCUACUUUCCUGGUCAGGCCAUUGGAAUGGCCCCUCCUAUUUAUGAUGAAGCUGUUGAAUUUGAGGAUGGUAGGAGAUGGGGACUCCGGCCCACAAUGAAGUCAGAUCGCCAAGGACGUCUUUGCACCUUCCUGCGUUGGAGCUCUGAACCAGAACACGACCAACGGAAGCGCAUGGGCCUGAAGGUGCUGAUGUUCUCGUCUCUGCUGUUCCCACUGCUCUACUACAUGAAGAAGCAUCGAUGGUCUGUUUUAAAGAGCAGAAAGAUCGCCUACAAACCUCAAUAACUCCUGGAACCAGGGAUACUUUGACUCCAGUGGCACCUGAUCUUUACAUUCUCAGUCAAUACGGAUGUGGUCUGGACUUAGUUUCGGGGGUGGGUGGGUGGGUAGAAACAAAAUAAUAUGAACGGUUUAAAAUAAAUGGGCAAUCAGUUGGGCCAUUACCAGAGCAUGGCACUGUUAGGGGUUGUAUUGUCUAGCUCCUGAGAGGACGGGUUGGUUACUGACUAAGUGGAUGAUCCACAGACAAUAACUUGCCAGCCUGAAUGUUGCAUGACCCUGACCUGUGUUCAGUAUUUUUAAAAGGGGUUUUGAAAUAAACUUGGAACGACAGCAGCCUCAGUGAUGGUGAAUGUUGUCCUUGACUACAUGAAUUACCAAAUAUAACCUGGCAGUAACCUCUAGCUUUGGGCAGUAGUUGGAUCUCAAUUGAUGAUAAGAGUUCUGGACCCCUACUUAAUAAAUCUGGACACCACUAAUGAGUGGCUCUGGUGAUAGGGUAAAGAGAAUGCCUUGUUUUGCUGAGGCUUUUUGAAGUACCACCACAGAACCUUGCCCAGUCCUGCAGGAUCAAAGUGCUGAUCCCAGUGGAGUUGGUCUCUGAGGAAGGUGCAGGGAGCAGUUGGAAUCCGUUUGUCAUUUUAAGUUCAUCUUCAGGGUGCUUUGAUUAUGUGAUGUGAGUCUGGUCCAGCUGGGAGAUGAAAGAUUCCCUUUGUUCAAUCAUUACUGUCCACAACAUUGUGUAAAUAUUUAAUGGCCUGAGAUGUUUAAUAAAUGCUAUGCUGUA
Pristis pectinata (smalltooth sawfish) is the source of this 1789-nucleotide messenger RNA. It is a transcript of the gene cyc1, whose product is annotated as cytochrome c1, heme protein, mitochondrial. Gene Ontology annotation, biological process: plasma membrane organization; mitochondrial electron transport, ubiquinol to cytochrome c. NCBI's taxonomy places the organism in Eukaryota, Metazoa, Chordata, Chondrichthyes, Rhinopristiformes, Pristidae. Gene Ontology annotation, molecular function: heme binding; electron transfer activity. The record is from RefSeq and is a predicted model, not a curated record.